AUGACAGACCCGGUCGUCUUAUCAGACUUCUUGGUUGACACGACAACGUUCACCAUCGACCAUGAAUCAGAAGAAACUCAGGAUGCUGUGAGAAAACUCCGGAAUAAGAUGGAGGGCAUCAUGGAAGGAUCUGAAGCUGUCGUUCCGGACAGGGAGCUGGUGAAAACUCUCCGCUACAAGAAAUUCGAUGUUGACAAGGCCUUCCGGAUGGCCGCAAUGACGUGCCGCAACGCACUCGCGCAGAAUUUAGCGCACAUGCCUUUCGGAAAAGGGCCGAAAGACUUUGGAUAUGUUUACGCCCUCCGUAGCUUCGAGCUUCUCAGACAUCGUAAUCCGAAGGAUGGAUCAGCUGUGGUAGUUCUCCGCGCAGGCGACUGGACCCCCGACAGCGGGGUGAAUUACACUCAAGUGCUGCAGGGCUCAACCUACAUCGUCGACCACAUGCUCGAGGAUGAUGAGAUACAGAAAAAUGGAGCGCGAGUCAUUCUGGACUACAAAGGACUCCAUCUGAGCUGGAUACUACAGUUCCUUCCCCCUCAUAAAAUACCAUCGGUAUUGUCGAAUCUACAGGGGGGCUGUCCCCUGAAAAUCAGAGCCAUACACAUAGUGAAUCAACCAGUGACUUAUAACGUGGCUUUCGCCCUGGCAGCGCCCUUCCUCAGCAAGAAGAACGAGGCGAAAAUUCAACUCCAUGGAUCUCAGAUAGAAGCUCUGCACGAGUACAUUGACCGCUCUAUCCUCCCAAAGGAUCUUCUCGGCGAGCAAGAGCCGCAUUGCGAAUGGUUCUUCCAAUCGCUCAACAGUCGACAUGAUGAGUACGUCGCUCGGAGCGAGCUCGCGAGGAAGGCGAAUCGAGCUGCCGGCAAUGAGGUUUGA
This is a messenger RNA of Galendromus occidentalis (western predatory mite), 876 nucleotides long. Its product is annotated as alpha-tocopherol transfer protein-like. The record is from RefSeq and is a predicted model, not a curated record. Gene Ontology annotation, molecular function: phosphatidylinositol bisphosphate binding. Bases 1 to 876 code for a protein of 291 amino acids. Gene Ontology annotation, cellular component: membrane. Lineage: Eukaryota; Metazoa; Arthropoda; Arachnida; Mesostigmata; Phytoseiidae. The transcript has 5 exons.